Amblyraja radiata (thorny skate) is the source of this 2546-nucleotide messenger RNA. Its product is annotated as disintegrin and metalloproteinase domain-containing protein 9-like. Gene Ontology annotation, molecular function: metalloendopeptidase activity. Bases 65 to 2482 code for a protein of 805 amino acids. The record is from RefSeq and is a predicted model, not a curated record. The transcript has 22 exons. Gene Ontology annotation, biological process: proteolysis. Gene Ontology annotation, cellular component: plasma membrane. Lineage: Eukaryota; Metazoa; Chordata; Chondrichthyes; Rajiformes; Rajidae.
UUAUACCUGACAAGAAGGUGAGACGCAAGUGCGAAAAGUUGAUGUGAAGAACGAGACGUGGUCAAUGGCGUGUGAUCUGAUCACUCUGUGCUUGCCCACACUAUCCUGUCGGAUGCUGCUGUUCGUGGAGUUUUUGUUAGUUGUGGUAGGAUUUUGUGUUAACAGCGGGACAGAUGCAUCUUCCCAUCAAACAUCUCAUCUCUCUGGUUAUGAAGUCAUAAUUCCUGAACUUAUAGGUGAUCGACAGAAACAAAAUGUUGACCAGGGACAAUGGAUGGAUCAUGUAUCAUAUUCAAUUAAUUUGGAUGGUGAAAAGUAUAUAUUAAAACUUGAAAAGAACAAGAAACUGCUUGGUAAGGAUUUUGUGCAAUAUACAUAUGGUAAAGUUGGCAAAAUGAAGUCAUCUCAACCCAAGAUUAAGGUCCACUGUUACUACCAUGGAAUUGUGGAGGGUAUUACUAAUUCAAAGGUUUUGCUCAGCACGUGUGUUGGUAUAAGGGGAAUUAUUUCUAUUCUUGAGAAAAGUUAUAUAAUUGAACCCUUGAAUGGUUCAUCCACAUUUGAGCACUUGAUCUACCGAAUGGAAGACCUGGAGGUCGAAACCUCUGUGUGCGGUGUACCUCACCAUGACAGACCUGCGAAUCACACCCAUCAUCACUUGAACCAUGGGAGAAUACUACAGAAUCUAAGGGUAAAAAGAACCCAUUCGGCAAAAAACAAUUAUGUGGAGUUGGUUUUGGUUGUUGAUAAUGACAAAUACAAUCUUCACAACAGAAAUGAAACUAUAAUUCAGAAUCAAAUGGUUGAAUUGGUUCAUCUUGUAAAUGGAUUUUACAGCUCUCUGAAUGUUGCUGUCAUAUUGACUGGUCUGGUGAUCUGGAAGGAUGAAGACCAGAUUGCUAUCACUACAACUCCGGGGGAGGUUUUGGGUAAUUUUGUAAGAUGGCGCGAUCGAGUCCUACUCCCUGAGAUGCAACAUGACAGUGGACAUCUGAUUCUAGGGAAAGCACAGUUCAGUGGAAUUCUAGGACUGGCCUUUGUAGGCACAGUUUGCUCUUCCAGACUUGGAGGUGGAAUCAAUGUUUUUGCAGGCAGUAACGUGGUAAAUGCUGCAGUACUUCUUGCUCACGAAUUAGGGCAUAACUUGGGCAUAAGUCACGAUGAUGGUCGAAGUUGUCAAUGUCCAGUCACUGGUGGCUGCAUCAUGUCCGCUUCUUUUACACUCUCUUCAAAUUUCACUGAUUGCAGUGAGAAUGACUUUGAAAACCUAAUUACGAGAGGACAAGGCUUAUGCCUUCAAAAUGAACCCAAUGAGGAAGAUCAAUAUACCUUGCCAUCUUGUGGCAAUAAUAUUGUGGAUGAGGAAGAGGAAGAGGAAUGUGACUGUGGAGCACCAGAGAAAUGUACCAAUCCCUGCUGCAAUGCACGUACUUGUAAACUAACAUCGGGAUCAGACUGUGCCCAUGGAAGGUGCUGUAGGGACUGCAAAUUCCACCCUGCAGGAACUUUAUGCAGAGCUGUAAGUGAUGUCUGUGACCUCCCAGAGUACUGCGAUGGCUCGUCAUCCUUUUGCCGGUCUGAUUUUUAUAUUCAGAAUGGUUAUCCCUGUGCAAACUUUACAACAUACUGCUAUGAAGGUGUAUGUCAGACCUACGACUACCAAUGUCAGAUUCUCUUUGGCCUUAGUUCACGGCGUGCCACAGAUAUAUGUUUUGAAUUUAUAAACAUGCAAGGGGACAGAUUUGGCAACUGUGGACUCCAAAAUUCAGGAUUCAAAAAAUGUUCUCGAGGCAACGUUGCGUGUGGUAAAAUUCAAUGUGUUGACGUGACAGAGAGACCCUUUGGUGUUGACACAAGCACUUCAUCUAUUGAUGGUGUUGCAUGUGUAAAUGCUGACUUCCAUGUGGGUACAGAUGUCACUGAUCCUUCUUAUGUGAACACAGGCACUGGCUGUGCCAAUGGCAAGGCCUGCAAAAACUUUGAAUGUGCAGAUGAUGCCAACCUGGGAUAUGAUUGUGAUGUGCAAGGGAAGUGCAAUAACCAUGGUGUUUGCAAUAAUAGGAAGAACUGCCAUUGUGAUGAUGGUUGGGCACCACCUAACUGUGCAACCCGUGGAUUUGGAGGAAGCAUAGAUAGCGGACCCACACGCAUAGAUACAUCACUUCGCGAUGGGUUGCUGAUAUUUUUCCUUUUGGUGGUCCCAGUCCUUGGUUUUGUUGGCAUGUUAAUUUUUUUCAAACGCAAUGCAAUUAUGCAAUUAUGGAGAAAGAGGAAUUCUUCACAAAGGACAACACAAAAGAGAAGACAGCAACCAAACCCAGACAAUCAGAAAAAUAAUACACCUAUUCCUACAACAAGGACAAAUGUCUAUGAGACUACUCCUCCACAGAGGCCAGGUGCAUCAACACCAAGUCACCAUAUUCCUGUUGUACUUCCUCAACGUCCUGCGCCUCUGAGACCUACUGCACCUCCCAGAGUCUAAACUUAGUCUUCAGCACUCAAUGAAAAUCCAGUAUCUUAAUAAACCAGUUCGGUAUUCCAAUAAA